AUGCUUCUAUAUCUAUUCUCACUCACUCGUGCAGCUGAGAUUGAUGCCCAGUCAAUCACUGAAAUUUAUAAUGAAGUCCUUCAGCUCAGAAAAGAAGUCCGAGAGCUCAAAGCUCUCAUUAAAACCAAACAAACAAAUGCUUUAAGUCCCGAUCGUCGUGGAAGCUUUAGAUACUCUCGGAACGAUGAACUUCCUUCAAACGUUAUAAGCCCCGAUCGUCUUAGUAGCUUUAGAUACUCUCGGAACGAUGAACUUCCUUCAAACGUUAUAAGCCCCGAUCGUCAUAGCAGCUUUUCAUACUCUCGGAACGAUGAACUUCCUUCGGACGUUAUAAACCCCGAACGUCGUAAAAUUGUUUCAUUAAAUCUUGAAAGCAAUAAAAAAUGCAAAGGUAAAGAAAUACUCCCUGGAGAUAGAUGUCCUAAUCCUUAA
This is a messenger RNA of Trichomonas vaginalis G3, 432 nucleotides long. RefSeq lists its product as uncharacterized. The transcript has a single exon. The record is from RefSeq and is a predicted model, not a curated record. NCBI's taxonomy places the organism in Eukaryota, Parabasalia, Trichomonadida, Trichomonadidae. Bases 1 to 432 code for a protein of 143 amino acids.